GGUGUACGUCGCGGCUAUAAGGAAGACUAGCCGUGGCCGUGCCUCUUCCUUCCCACUCGCGUCCACGCCAUAUGUUGACAAGCUCUGCCUUGCUCGAGCUACCAUCUAGGAGGCUUGGCUGACCGUCCUGACGAUGAGCGAUAUAUACCCCGACGACCCGGAUGCCGAGCGCUACCAAAUUUUCCUCCACAAUUACCUGCACCUUGUCGGAAUGACUAUUCUUUAUUACGACUACGCCUUGACAUUUGGAGACGAGUAUACACGAAUCUGGAGGCAGCAAGCAACACGUGCACCAAGGAACUAUCUCUUCUUUAUGAACCGUUACCUCACUUUGCUCGGCGAUGUCGCCGUCAACGUCGGCAAUUUCUAUGAUUUCAAAACAACACACAGUUGCAGUCAAUAUGCCUUCUACAGACAGGCUCUGCUAAUCGGUGCUCAAGUAGUCGUCUGCUUCAUAUUGUAUCUGAGAACGUCCGCUCUCUACAAUGGCAACAAAUUCGUUAGAAGUCUGAUUUUAAUCGUUGGCCUGUCCCUCGCUGGCCUUUCCAUCUACGCUGUCAUCGGACAACAUGAGAGCAUCUCCGUUAAUGGAGGCUGCCACGCCGCCGCUGACCGUAUAACUGCCAUCCGGAUCGCAGUCGCGUGGGAAAGCCUCUUCGUCUUUGACUGCAUGAUCUUCUCUCUGACAAUGUGGAAGACGUGGAAGCAACGUUCGCUGUAUCUCGUACCUGCCGAUAAGCUCGAUCUCGUUUCCCUCAUAUCGCGGGAUGGUGCCAUGUACUUCGCUGUAAUGGCGUCCGUCAACUUGUCAAACACCUUGACCUUCUACUUUCUGCAGCCGCUUCUGAGAGGUGUUCUGUCGACAUUCGCUAGCAGCGUAUCCGUGACCAUGAUGUCGCGCCUCAUGCUCAACCUGCACGAGAGCGCAGGUAUCAGCUCAUCGACCAUCACAAACCUCUCCACCGACAACUCAUCAACCCUCUUGUUCACCUCUGGCAUAGGCAUACAGGAGGGCGAUAUCCUGACAAUGUCGAUAGCGAGGGACGUCUCCCCAUACAAUCACCGAGACACCGAAGAGGGGACGAUAACUGACGACGUGCUGCCAGUGGACCAGCCAGAGGAGAUUGAAAUGGUCCCCCAGGACUACCGGAGGCGCCGGAGCACAGCGAGGACUGGAUCAGACUGCUGAUCGUGCACUAGGAACAACAGACUUUCUCUGGCAUUGUAAUAGAGUGUAUCCUGCAUUAGUGGUGUAUCAAUUAGUACUAUAUUAUGGUAUUGUUGUACCGAUACUGGA
Rhodofomes roseus is the source of this 1297-nucleotide messenger RNA. RefSeq lists its product as uncharacterized. Lineage: Eukaryota; Fungi; Basidiomycota; Agaricomycetes; Polyporales; Fomitopsidaceae. Bases 134 to 1189 code for a protein of 351 amino acids. The transcript has 14 exons. The record is from RefSeq and is a predicted model, not a curated record.